AAAAUCAUGCCACAGUCACCAGAUCUCUUACCAGCUGAACACCAAUGUGAGAUUUUAUAUUGGAGAGCUUUUUUCACCACCAUCAUCCAAGUCUCUAGUGGAGUUCCAGCAUAAAGUGUCUGCAGUCACUGAAGAUUCCCGUUAAAAUCUAAACAAGAUCAUCAGUCUUUAUGUGGAUCUUAAACAAAUCCCAGGGAGUAGUCUCGUCUUCCUUGUUGCCUUUAAUCUGUUAAGCAUAGACCAACCAUAAUAACAGACCUUUGUUUCUUCAACAGCUGUACUUCAUACAGAAGAGUCAGUCUACUGCUGUGUACCAGGGAUUUUCUUACAACCAUAUUUUUUUUUCAAAUUCAUCGUGACAUUAAUUGACAGUCAAGAUGUUUAGUAACUGAACAUCGUCUUUAUUACUCCGACAAGGAAUGCAUCGGAGUUAUGUGACGAUUGUCGUACGUUUGUCCGUCUGUUUGUCUGUUAGCAAAAUGACUCAAAAACCAACUAACGGAUUUGGAUGAAAUUUUCAGGGAAGGACCAAGUGAUUAGAUUUUGACAGUGAUGCAGCUUAUAGUCUGGAUCUAUGGAUUCGUUAAAUAUUUCUGUAUCAUUGCGAAAUAGCGGCACAGCAUCACAACAAGUGAACAAUACAUCAGCUGCCUGCUGACGAUCACAUGAUUGCGAUCUGACAAAUCUACCGUUGCGAACUUAUCGGGACUUACCUGUCAGAAAUGAUAUAAGGAACAACUGAUUAAAUUGUGGGGGUGUUUUGAGUCCCAUCAAUUCCCGUCGCCUGCUACAUAUUUAGGUCACGCAAUUCUGUAUCCAUACAUUACAUGCACAUGCAUAACACACGCCUGUGCUCAGUGCAAGGUCAUUUUGUUUGUUGGGACAUCUAUAUUAAACAGCCAUAUUCUAUGCUGCCCUGAUUUCUACCACAAUUCUUUUCAAGAUUUCCGCCGUCAGAAAUGAUACGACUGAGCAGUCUUGGUGGAGUACUGGGCUCUCUGACUACUUUUCGUGUUUUCUCUGUAAUUAUUAGGUCAUCAAAUUGUGUAAUUAUUUUACGUAAACAAGCUAGACAUUGUUUAAAAUUACUGGAAACUACAUAUAAAAAAAUAAUAAGAAAAAUGAAAGAAAAGCAAAGAUUAUAUGAAGAGAGGACACAGCUGUUACCAGGGUGAUUGAACAGGUUUCAAAAUAUUUCAGUGUUUUUUUUAACCAAAUCUUAUUUAAACUACAUGUUUUUCUACAUAUUUAUAUACAGCUCAAAAAUGGGUGAACGAAAAUAUACACAUGAAAAACAAAAACAAUUCAGCAACGUGACAAACUCAUGGCAUCAUCUGAGAGCAGAAAAGAAUUCUGAAACGUAAAAAUAUGCAAUCUAGACCCAAGUAUCACGACACCUCCACUUUCAAAUCAUAACAAAACAUCUCCCCAAGCCCGUUAAAAAUGUAAUAUCAGGAGCCCAUAAAUUCAUAAAGGAACCUAAUUUCAAAUGGAGUUUUGCUGUUUUUUUCUCCCAUUAAAUACCCUUUCUUUCAUAUAUCUCCAUUGGUGGAGGUAGUGGGCUGAGCCAAGACACAGUUAUCAUUUUCUUUGCCACCAGUUGUAGUAUUUCAGUGGUUUUAAGCUUUAUUUAGAUUUUUUCUUUCUACAGAGCCUCAGUAGUAAUCUCCACAGACACUUUGAGGCUCUGUCCUCAUGCCAGGUCCAAGGUUCAUUUUAUCACACUCCUUCAGUUCAUCCGGUUCUUGAGUUCAAGUGGCCAUAGUCCAGUAAUGAGGGGCAAUAAAGUAAAAUCCAAGUAAACAGACACAAGUAAUAGAACAAAUGGAAGUGUAGAGGUAGUCACGCUCUGGAUGUAAUAUUGAGGAAAUCCAUAAUGUUCAAAUUUAACUGUUAUAUGAUUCUAAACAUCUAAAAGUCUUUUUAUGGGUGUAUUGCCUCUACAGCAUGCUGAUGGGCUGUACGUGACCAAUAAGAAAAGCUCAGUCAUGCUCAAGACUCGUGAGGAACGUGCAAUUCAGUUGUUUCAUACAGAGAAAAAUAGAAAUUCAGCUGUUCAGCAGAAAAAGCAGCUUACUGGUUUCAUAUUCUAGAGAAAGUCAGAUUUGACAGCAGAUUCUCUGAUGUUAGGGUUAGCAUCUGACCGUCUCCUCUGUGUCAUCGUCAUUUUGUCUCACUGUAGCCUGUGAAUGUUGAAGCAACAUAAAUGAAAUGUAUAUCAAAUCUAAAUGACAGGUAUCCCAUGCUACAGCCGGGUUUACAUGACUCCCAUGUACUCUGGACACCACUUUACUUUUAAAAUAGCACCUCAGCCCUGCUUCUUUUACUCCAGUGCCUGUGGUAAAACACCACAGAUGUCAGGAUUGCUGUUGCUCUGUUAUGCAGUUUUAAUGUAUGGCAGGUCUGUUCAGGUUUAAUGUGUGUCACAGAGGAUGAAACCAAAUGAUCAUGUUAGCAUGCAGCUAUGGAUGAGGUCUGCCAACAGAGUAAAUAAGAGGAGUAAACAUGGAGUAAUAACUAAAGAAAGCAAUCCAUUUUUCAAACAAAUGCAACAAACCCUGAGGCCAUCAAAGUGUUUAUUGUGCUAAGCAGCUUUUUAGUAAGCUGACGUUAUCAUUUAUGUUACAGCACAACAAUGGCCACUACGGCCAAGUGUUGUUACUGAUCAGACUUUAUUAUUCCUGUCACUGUGCCUUGAAAUGUUGUUGGUGUCAGAACCUGCAUGUGGUGAUACAAUCAGGAAAUUCUACUUUUUAUGAUGAUGCCUCCUUCCUGUGUUUCUCUGAAGGACUGCAGAAAUAUUUUAUGACCACUAUCUGCACCCUCAUAUCCUGCAGGAUGUGGCAGGUGUUUAUUAGUUUGUAGCUGUGAGAACUAGCUGUAACUCACAAAAUGUUCUGUUGAUCACAUAAGAAGAGGUCAUUUAGGUGAUGUCAGCUGUCCUCUAAUGCUUUUUUGUUUGUUUGCACCAAAUCAUGAAACUAUCUAAGCCACCAUGAAACCUAAAGGAUGCGAUCUUUUUUAUUUGUAUUAGUUUAUCUUGGUUCAAUUUUCCCACUGACAUGAACAUUAAAACAGUAAUGAAGGAUUUAUGGAUGACAACACCCACAAAUGAAAUAACAUAUAUUUUGAUAUAUUAAGUGGGUAUUUUUAUUUUCAUUUUCAUGUUAUAUAGUGCAAAUGCCCACCAUAAGUAAUCUGAGGGUGCUUCACACAGUAAGAUGAAGAUGUUUUAAUAUUAUAGAUAGACACCCAAUAAAUCUAAUGAUCCCUUUGAGGGGUUUUCAGGUGACAGUGGGAAGAAAUUUCCAGCAGAAUUGGGCUCAGAGAGGGCAGUUAUCUGCUUCGACCAGUUGGGAUGAGGGUAAAAACUGCUAAAUUUACCAAAAAGACAAGCUUCAGACUUCAAGAUUCAGGGAAAAUAACUGCCUUUUGGUUAAAUAUUAUUGUGGUAGGACAUAACUCAGUGCAUUUACUGAAAUACAAAAAUACAUUGCCCAGCUAAAAAAAUUUUUAAAAAGUUGCACAUUCUAAUAUUUUGUUGGACCGCCUUUAGGUUUGAGUACGGCACUUAUUCACUUUACCAUCGUUUUGAUAAACUUCUGCAAUGUCACAGCAUUUUUCUCUGUCCAGAGUUGGAUUAAUUUUCUGCCAAGGUCUUAUAUUGAUGAUGGGAGAGUCGGACCACUGCGCAAAAACUUCUUCAGAACAUCCCAAAGAUUCUCAGUGGGGCUGAGGUCAAUUUUAAGCUACAUAGGUUGAGUAUUUAUAUCUGAUGCUUGUACCAAAAUUUCACUGCCCUUCUUAGAAAAUAUGGCACUUUUUACUUUAGUAGAUUCUAGAAGGAGUAGGCUGUGGCAUUUAAAAUUAAGAUUCCACAUGUAAGGCACGGGACAACAUGAUCAAACUCAACAGAUUAAAGCAGUUUUUCAUAUAAGACCAUUUUUAUGAGUGACCUUACCAAGAGUCUGUGAUUUGAAAGAAAUGACCAGAUGUUUCAUAAAAAAGAGAAAGUUUAGUAAAAUAAAAACAGGAAAUCGCAAGACUCAAUGCAUCAGUGUUAAUCUAAUAGUAAAAUGUUUAAAAAUAAUAAGCCACAGGUCAUUUUUUCUGCAGAAUGAGCACAUUUUGUUGAAGAACAUCAACCCUCUGAUCCGUCAGAAUUUCAGACCUUCAGUUCCUUUGACUUCAGUGACUCAUGACUUUUGAUAGCUCGUGCUGUUAUGGUUCAGGCUUCCUGUAAGAAUAAGUGACUUCAUGGCUUCUACACAAACAAAGAUCCACCUUUUAGUCAGAGCGGAGACGGGAGUUAGCAGUGGAAGCAGGUAAACAGACUCCUUGUGUUUGUGCUGUUUGUCUCAGAGUCCAGAGCAGUGAGUCAGCCACCAACAGCCUCACUCUGUUGGCCUGAAUCCCCUCUUUCCUUCCAGCCAUCAGUGGAAAAGCACCGCACAAGUUGUGGAGAGCAGUGAGGGGAAGGCAAAGGUGGGGUCAGGACUGUAAAAGACUCUUCUGUCCAGACUCUGGCCUGCAGCCAGGCAGCAGCAGAGACGUGUCCGACCAGGUAAAGCAGGGAGGCACACUUCAUAAACUCUACGCGGAGCCUCAAAAACCGGAGCUGACAGUCUUGUGAUCCCUGAGUCAUGUCGUAUGUGACUGAGCUGUAAAUCAGUUAAUAUAUUAUCCUGUCUUAGCUGCACAUGAGGACUCUAAGCUGAAUCCUGAAGACAGGAGGAAGACUUUGACCCAGGAGCAAUCAUAUAAAGCAGAGGAGAAGGAAAGGCAGGGAGUUUAAUCUGACAGAGAGGGACUGAAGCCAUGGCCAUGUGGAGGACAGUGGGAGCUCUGCUGCUCAUAUUACAUACUGUGUUUGGCCAGAAUACCAUCACAUGGUGCACCACCUCAGACCAGGAGCAGAGCAAAUGUAACGCCAUGUCUCAGGCCUUCAGCGAGGUCUCUAUCCGACCCCUCCUCGGCUGCGUCAACGGACUGACGGUCGAAGGCUGCGCUCAGAAACUGCAGAAAAAAGAAGCCGAUGCCUUUUCCAUGUUUGGCUCUGAGAUCUUCAAACAGAGGAAGAUUGCUUCCUUCAAGAUGGCUGCCAGUGAAUCAAAAGCUGGUGAUACCUUCUCCUACUAUGCUGUUGCUGUGGUGAAAAAAGCAAGCUCUUCCAUCAAUAUCAACAACCUGGCAGGAAAGAAGACCUGCCACACCGGGAAAGACCGAACCGCCGGCUGGAACAUGCCUUUGGGAUACUUUAUAGACCAGGGUUACAUGUCUGUGAUGGGCUGCGACAUCUCAAAGGGUGUGGCCAAUUUCUUCAGUGCGAGCUGUAUUCCUGGAGCUAAUGAGCCUGGUGACCCUUCGUCUCUGUGUCAGCUGUGCAAAGGAGACGGAAAAGGACAGCAUGUAUGUGAGAAGAGCAGCAAUGAGAUGUACUUUGCCUAUGAAGGAGCCUUCAGGUGUUUGGCUGAAGGUGCCGGUGACGUGGCCUUCAUCAAACACACGACUGUUGAGGAGAACACAGAUGGUCGUGGUCCAGCCUGGGCUCAGUCUCUGCACUCAUCCGACUAUGAGCUGCUGUGUCGUGACGGCACCAGAGCUCCUGUCUCUGAUUGGCAAAGAUGCCAUCUAGUCCGUGUCCCAUUUCGUGGCGUCGUGGUCCGAGAGGACAUCAGUCCGUCUGUGGUGUUUGACAUGUUGAAGGAGGGUCAGGACAAUUCAGGCUUCAAGAUGUUCUCGUCUGCUGAGUAUGGCGGAGGAACUGUGCUUUUCUCUGAGUCGACCACCACAUUGGAGCCGGUCGAGUCCGAGGAUCCCCAGAGGUGGAUGGGUGAUGUGUACACUGACGCUAUGACAGCCAUGGACUGUAGAGCUGAAGACCUCCCAGCCGCUGUGCGCUGGUGUGUGCUGACCAGCAGCGAGCAGCAGAAGUGUGCUGACAUGGGCGCUGCCUUCCAAAGUAAAGCUCUGACUCCAAGAAUCAACUGUGUCUUUGGUGACUCGGUGACUGACUGCAUGAAGAAAAUCCAGAACAACGAGGCCGAUGCCGUUACUCUGGAUGGAGGUUACAUCUACACAGCAGGAAAAGACUACGGUUUGGUGCCUGCGGUUGGCGAGAGCUACACAGACGACCGUGAUGGUGCCAGCUACUAUGCCGUCGUCGUGGUGAAAAAGACCAGCGAUGACAUCCGUAACCUUGACGACCUGCGUGGCCGUAGCUCCUGUCACACUGGAUACGGUCGCACGGCUGGCUGGAACGUUCCCGUAGCAGCGCUGAUAGAGAAAGGCCUGAUUGUGCCUGAGCACUGUGAGAUACCCCAAGCGGUGGGAGGGUACUUCAAGCAGAGCUGUGUGCCAGGUGCCAACCAACCUGGUUUCCCCGACAACCUGUGUGGUCUGUGUGUGGGAGACGCCUCAGGACAGAAACAAGCGAGAAAGGGACAAGACCUGUAUGACGGAUACGACGGUGCCGUCAGGUGUCUGGCUGAAGGAGCCGGGAAUGUGGCCUUCAUCAAACAUUCUACUGUCUUCCAGAACACCGAUGGUCAGUCAUCUGAGUCGUGGGCUGUAUCUGGGCUGUCUAAAGAUUUCCAGCUGCUCUGCUCUCAGGAACUAAAGCCUGAAGUCACACAGUACAGACACUGUAACCUGGCCAGAGUCCCAUCUCAACGCUGUCAUGGGUUCGACCGGCCAUCCAACAUCCACGCUCUGUAUGGGAACUCCUGGGCUUUCUUUGGCAGUGAUACAGGUACUGAUUUCAGGAUGUUUGACUCGAAGGCCUACGAAGGCACAGAUCUCAUCUUCAAAGACUCCACUGUUCGCCUUGUGGGCGUUGCUGACAAGAAGACCUACCAGGAGUGGCUGGGUCAGGGCUUGGACGCACUGGUCAACAUGGAGUGCAGCUCAUCAAGUGCAGUGGUGUCAUCUGCAUGGCUGCUGCUGAUGGCCUUGUUAUGCUUCAUGCUGACCAACUACUGGAUGUAAAGACAGAACAUGACACACAGCUCUUCUCCUAACCUUUAUUUCCAUUCCCUUUCUCCCUUUUAUAAACUUCCUGUUUCCUAACUUUAUCUCUCCUCUCUGUCUUGAUGUCUGUCCGAUCAAAUCACCCAUCAUAGCUUUAGUCCAGAGCAGGUUAGCCCCACUACUCUGGUAUCCCUCUUCCUUGUUUGUCUCUUUGCGUCACGUUUACCUGAUUGUAUGCUAAUUGAACAUAUAUAUGCGAGGACGACAUUUGGGUUACUGCCUUUGG
Acanthochromis polyacanthus (spiny chromis) is the source of this 7255-nucleotide messenger RNA. It is a transcript of the gene meltf, whose product is annotated as melanotransferrin. The record is from RefSeq and is a predicted model, not a curated record. Gene Ontology annotation, cellular component: plasma membrane; recycling endosome; early endosome. Lineage: Eukaryota; Metazoa; Chordata; Actinopteri; Pomacentridae. Gene Ontology annotation, biological process: iron ion transport.